AUGUUUUUCUCCGCCCUGCUGAUUCUUGCCAGUUGGGGUUUGUUCGGUUCUGUUGCGGGGUCUCCCGGUGUGGAGCAAGCGUACCGGGCGGUGGUCAGGGCAGUGUCUCCUGGACAGCAGCAUCUAACCGAGGCUCUCAGCUCUGUCUUUAAUACACUGGAGAACCGUGUGCAGUGCGAUGAAGUGUCGUGUGAAACGUGUGAUCUAACAGAGGCCGUUCACCAACUGAUCAGCAAUCCCUCCAGUCAUGCAGAGGAUGAAACUGAAGAAGGCAGAAAAAAUGUAAACAUCAGUGUGUCUCAGUUCACUGCUCUCGCUGCCGGAUGCGUCCUGUACAUCUCAUCUCCAGGCCUGGUCUGCACCGCAGUGAGGCAGGGGACAUGGAGAGAGGAGGCCGAACAUUUCCUACAUCAAAUCACACAUCAGGGGCUGCACCAGGACCAUGAACAUGACCACGAGUACAUAGAAGUUCAUGAGUUAAAGGUGCUGCUUCAUGAGUUUCAAGAUCACUAGCCCUCAGACAGAGAGAGCUGCGUAUCAGCCAAUGACAUCAUGGAGGAGGUCAGCACAUCAUCGCUAAACCAGAGACAGGAAGUGGGUGCAGUUUUGGGCCGCGUCCUGUAUCACGCCUUGCAAGGUCACUGUUUCAUUCACCGGCCCCUGCCUGAGGAGAGCUUUUUCCUGGACAACAUCAUGGACCAUCUGGGGUCGGAGAACUUCACUGUCGGGGAUUUGGAGGCUCUCAUGAGGCAUCUGAACCUUGGACCUGACCACAAACAUGGACACGAGCACCAUGAAGAUGAACACCAUGAAGACGAACAUGCUGAUCACGAUCACAAUGGUUUAAGACAGAGAAAGAGAAAUAGCCAUGAACAUCAUGAGGGGCAUGAAGGAAACACCACCUGGGAUCAGUUGUGUUUCUCGGCUGAAGAAUUGGUCCUCAUCUAUGGUCUUGCAGACAACAGCUCUGCCUCGUCAGGCCUGGGUCAGACCGCCCUGGCUCGGCUCAGCCCUGCGCUCAUCCAGCAGGUCCUGAGCGGAGCGUGUGCAGACACCACAGAACCACGGACACCAGAUGGACUCACUAUGACUGAGAGAUACAUCUACGCAACCAUUGCCAAUGUUUUGAUAACACUGACAUCCCUGUUUGGCAUUGUGGUGCUGCUGUGUACCUCCUGCACCAGUGUGUUCCAGUUGAGCAUCCAAUUUUGCAUCAGUCUGGCUGUAGGUUCACUGACUGGAGAUGCCUUACUGCACCUGAUACCCACUUUUCUAGGUUUGCAUGUGCACUCAGACGACACCCACAGCCACAAGCACUCACAUGAGCAUCGGCAUGAAGAAACCCCAGACUACAUUUACAAGAUUUUGGUCAUGGUUGGGGGGAUCUACUACUUUUAUCUGAUGGAAACAAUCUUCUCUCUGAUUGCAUAUAAGGAUAAUCAUCACCAUCAUCAACAUCAUCAUGGGGAAGAAUCAGAGCUUCACCACUGUGACCACGGGAGGGUUUUAGAGAUGUAUCAACAGGAGAGAGAAAAAAAAGAGAGGUCGCAGUCAGUAUUUGGAGCAGACCUGGUUGGCUAUGAAGACAAUGAGAAAUCUCUUUCAGAGCCGAAAGAGCGCACCAGAGAACAGCGUCUGCUGCCUUAUAUGAUAACUAUCGGUGACGGGAUUCACAACUUUGCAGAUGGAUUAGCAAUUGGCGCAGCUUUCUCCCUGUCUUGGAAAUCUGGUCUGGCCACAUCGCUAGCUGUGCUCUGCCAUGAACUACCACAUGAACUGGGUGAUUUUGCCGUUUUGCUCUACAGCGGUGUGUCUGUCCGCAAGGCGCUGCUCUUAAACGUUGGCAGUGCCAUGACCUCGUUCAUCGGCCUGUACAUCGCUCUAUCUGUAGCCACUGACCUCGCCACUAAACAGUGGAUAGCUGCUGUUACUGCAGGACUCUUCCUGUAUGUGGGGCUGGCAGAUAUGCUCCCCACUAUGGUCCACAUCAGCAACAAGAGACCCUGGCUGAUGUUUCUGCUGCAAAACGCCGGCCUUCUAAGUGGGUGGGGUAUUCUGUUGUUGCUGUCACUUUAUGAAGAGAGAAUCAGCUUUUAA
Molecule: messenger RNA, 2097 nt
Organism: Plectropomus leopardus (leopard coralgrouper)
Lineage: Eukaryota; Metazoa; Chordata; Actinopteri; Perciformes; Serranidae
Gene: slc39a4
Product: solute carrier family 39 member 4
Biological process (GO): intracellular monoatomic cation homeostasis; zinc ion import across plasma membrane
Cellular component (GO): plasma membrane
Molecular function (GO): monoatomic cation:bicarbonate symporter activity; zinc ion transmembrane transporter activity
Source: RefSeq, a predicted model, not a curated record